GGGUCCUCGUUUUGCCACUUCAAAAGCCGAAAUUUUGUUGAGCGAUUUCGCCCUGCGCUUUCGUAAUUUCCAUUUCUCCAACCCCAAUUCGAUUCCCGCAACGCUAUUGCUGGCUGAAUCGGUUAGGAUACUGUGGACUGACGCCUGCUUCUUCUCCCCAUGUCUCGCAGAUUCUUCGUUGGUGGCGCCUCUCUUUCCCGCUCUUCAAUUCUCCACGCCAAAUUCCGUAACCCCAUUUCCCUUCCCUAUUUUCUCCACCCCAAUUUCCCCAAAUCCAAAUCCAUUCACCCAUUUCCGAUAACCCCAAGAUUUUUCUCCUCCAAUUCCCAAAUGGGUGAUGCCAGAAGACCGCUCUCCGCCAACAUACCGCCGCCCGAGACCGCCGACAGAUCGGAGCUGCUCCGCUCCCUCGAGUUUUCGCUCAAUUCUUCGUUUAGUUCGGAGCCAUUGUUGCCGAAUCCGAGCCCUUUGAUUAUCGUCAUCAGUGGCCCCAGUGGGGUGGGCAAGGACGCUGUGAUUAAACGAUUGAGAGAGGUCCGAGAGGGGCUCCAUUUCGUCGUCACUGCGACAAGUCGACCGAUGCGACCUGGGGAAGUCGAUGGAGUAGAUUAUUAUUUCGUCUCCAAGGAAGAGUUCCUCGCCAUGAUCGAGAGGAAUGAGCUUCUGGAAUACGCAUUAGUCUAUGGAGAUUACAAGGGCAUUCCCAAAAAGCAAAUUCGGGAGUUUAUGGCAAGAGGGCACGAUAUUGUGUUGAGAGUGGACAUUCAGGGCGCCGAGACAUUGAAGAAAAUUCUUGGGAAUACUGCAGUUUUUUUGUUUUUGAUGGCGGAGAGUGAGAUUAAACUGGUUGAGAGGUUGAUCAAUAGGAAGACGGAGACGAAAGAGUCAUUGUUGGUGAGAGUUGCGACGGCUAGGGAGGAAGUAAAACAUGUUAAGAGUUUCGACUAUGUGGUUGUGAAUACAGAAGGGGAGUUGGAGAGUGCGGUUAAGCUGGUGGAAUCCAUUAUUGAUGCGGAGAAAGCUAAGGUCUGGCAGAGAAAUGCUGUCAUUUAGAUUGAGAUUUCAGACACCAUUUUGGAAGGUGUUAUUAUCACUUGAGGAGGGCAGAGGCUGUUUUGUUUUAUCUACAACCCCAUGCACCGGGUCUUGCUUGUUACCAAAAUUCAAAUUUUUGUUUUUUGAUUUAAUUCCCAAGCACAGGUCGAAUGAACUCGAACCGUUAUGCAGUUGAAAUUUGUUUUGGCAGUUGAACAAUAAUCUCAGGCAGGAGCAUAGAGGGGACUGACUGCUCCAAGAAGAUGUGUAAAAAAUCUACCAUGGUAAUGCUGAUGAAACUUUGAAAUUUUCAUACCCCAUGCUUAUUAUUAUGACUAUCCCAAGAGAAAUGACAAUAAAGUUUACUUUUUGGAGCUUCUUCAA
Molecule: messenger RNA, 1419 nt
Organism: Momordica charantia (bitter melon)
Lineage: Eukaryota; Viridiplantae; Streptophyta; Magnoliopsida; Cucurbitales; Cucurbitaceae
Product: P-loop containing nucleoside triphosphate hydrolases superfamily protein
Biological process (GO): purine nucleotide metabolic process
Cellular component (GO): cytosol
Molecular function (GO): GMP kinase activity
Source: RefSeq, a predicted model, not a curated record